UUUAUCAGUUGUAAUGCGUUGUUUAAACAUGACUAACCUCCAGUUGGAAGUGUUGUUAUUAUUAACGUUUUCCUGUUGUGGUUUGUUAGCAGGAGAUACUCCUAUCAUAGGAGUCUUAUCGCAAGGAAUUUAUUACAACCAAAAAUUAGAUCCAAAAUAUCACAGUUACAUAGCAGCUAGUUAUGUGAAAUAUUUAGAAAGUGCCGGGGCAAGAGUUGUUCCUGUUUUCAUCGAAAAACCUCUUAGUUACUACGAAAAAGUCAUUAAAUACACAAACGGAAUUUUAUUACCCGGUGGAGCCGUUACUUUUAGCUCAACCGACGGUUACACCUCCGCCGGACAAAUCAUUUACGACUUAGCCAUCGAAUUGAACAAUAAAGGAGAUUAUUACCCCAUUUGGGGAACGUGCUUAGGAAUGGAAUUGCUUCCUUACGUCGCCUCAAAAGGAAAAGACUUCCUCUCGAAGUGUUCAGCAAAGAAAAUAGCCCAACCACUUCAUUUUACCGCCAAUUUCAAAUCGAGCAAGAUCUUUUCCCGAGCUCCCGAUGAAAUCGUAACUAUUUUAAAGCUCAAAAACGUUACUUAUAACAACCACGAGCGAUGUUACACCGAGGAGUCGUUUAAACUUAAUAAAAUGGACGAUUUUAUUGUUUUAUCCACAAAUGAAGAUUCAAAUGGAUUUAAAUUUAUUUCGAGUUUUGAAUCGAAAAAGUAUCCUUUUUACGGGGUACAAUUUCACCCGGAAAAGAAUAAUUUCGAGUUUAAAAUUGGGAAUAAUGUGCCUCAUAGCUCGGAAGCCAUAAAAAUGUCUCAAUAUUUCGCGAAUUUUUUUGUUGAGGAAAGUAAAAGAAAUAAUCAUUCUUAUCCCGAUUGGGAGAGCGAAAUGGGAGCUUUAAUUUAUAAUUUUUCACCGCAAUUUACUGGAUUGAACCACAGCGAUUUCUUACAGAUGUAUUUAUUUGAAAGAGAUGAAUAUGGCUCAAAUGAAAUUUUUUAAAUGGGAUUUGUAAUCAGGUACAAGUACAUUUUAGUUAUAAAUUUUGUUAAGUAUGCAGUUAAAUAAACGAUUGCCCAAAAUAUAAUUAUUACAAACU
Molecule: messenger RNA, 1094 nt
Organism: Onthophagus taurus
Lineage: Eukaryota; Metazoa; Arthropoda; Insecta; Coleoptera; Scarabaeidae
Product: gamma-glutamyl hydrolase-like
Biological process (GO): tetrahydrofolylpolyglutamate metabolic process
Cellular component (GO): vacuole
Molecular function (GO): gamma-glutamyl-peptidase activity
Source: RefSeq, a predicted model, not a curated record